ACAUAACAGAUGACAUCAGCCCGAGCUUUCCAAUUCCUGGAUGGCAGCAGCGUGUUAAUCCAGCCGUCAUCCUGGAUUGCAUAAACUGAAACAAGCGAGGGCCUGGCCGGAGGACAGCCCUGCCUCUGGAUGGAGGAAAUUGAUGACGGGGAAGCCUUCGCGAGGAUAAAAGCCCCGGGCGUGUGCACAGAGGGUCAGCUACCACUUUGGAAGCUUGGACGGCCACCUCCCAGCUCUCACGCCCGAGCCCCGAGGCGCCAGGAGACAUGAAGAGCCUGUGGUUGCUGGCCGCCCUCCUGGGAGCCGCGCACCUGGUGGCGGCCUGGGGCACCAAGUACGCGGUGGACUGUCCUGAGCACUGCGACAGCCGCGCGUGCAAAGGCAGCCUGCGCUGCAGGAGGACCGUGCUCGACGACUGUGGCUGCUGCCGCGUGUGUGCCGCCGGCCGGGGCGAGACUUGCUACCGGACUGUGGCGGGCAUGGAUGGCGUCAAGUGCGGCCCGGGGCUAAGGUGCCAGUUUGCCAAUCAGGAGGAUGAUUUUGGUGACGAGUAUGGGAUCUGCAAAGACUGCCCCUACGGCACCUUCGGGAUUGACUGCAAAGAGACCUGCCACUGUCAAUUGGGCAUAUGUGACAGAGUGACCGGCAAAUGCCUCAGAUUUCCCUUCUCCCAACAGCCAGUAACCAAGUCUUUCAGCAAGAGCUUCGUUUCUCACCGAGAGCUUGAUAUGGCGUCUGGAGAUGGAAACACUGUGAGCAAAGAAUCUUUGAAAGAGAAAACUGCCCGGACGUCUGUCACGAAAUGGCUAACCCCACGCUGAUACUGGUGGGAUUUCCAAGUGAAGGCUUUACCCUAAUGAUGACUCAAUACAUGGGGAAUAUUUAGACAUGAAUGUAGACAUGUGAUUUUUGGAGACCAAAUGCAUUUCCAGGUCUAGGGGGAAAAAAAGGCUACUUGCAAUCUGUAAAAUGCAUAUGGCUGUACACAUUUAGAUAUUUGUUUGUUAAUCAUUUGAAUGCUGAACCUGUACAUUUGUUAAGUGUGUGUCUGUGAACACCAAAGAACUACAAAGACCACUUAGAUCAUGUCAAUGUGGAAGCAGGUUAGCCAAAGUCGAAGAGUAAACUGACCAAAGCUUAA
Molecule: messenger RNA, 1141 nt
Organism: Echinops telfairi (small Madagascar hedgehog)
Lineage: Eukaryota; Metazoa; Chordata; Mammalia; Afrosoricida; Tenrecidae
Gene: ESM1
Product: endothelial cell specific molecule 1
Exons: 3
Coding region: 267-821 (184 amino acids)
Cellular component (GO): extracellular region
Source: RefSeq, a predicted model, not a curated record